Peromyscus eremicus (cactus mouse) is the source of this 978-nucleotide messenger RNA. Its product is annotated as olfactory receptor 5T9-like. The transcript has a single exon. The record is from RefSeq and is a predicted model, not a curated record. Gene Ontology annotation, biological process: G protein-coupled receptor signaling pathway; sensory perception of smell. The coding region runs from base 1 to 978 and encodes 325 amino acids. Gene Ontology annotation, cellular component: membrane. Lineage: Eukaryota; Metazoa; Chordata; Mammalia; Rodentia; Cricetidae. Gene Ontology annotation, molecular function: odorant binding; olfactory receptor activity; G protein-coupled receptor activity.
AUGUCAAGGAUUCCAUCUCAUAACUAUGGUCAGGAGAGCAAUAUGACUGAGGUCACAGAGUUUAUACUAACAGGCUUCACAAAUAAUGAGAACCUGCAAGUCUUGCUAUUUCUGUUAUUUCUUGCAAUUUAUGUUUUUACUCUGAUAGGUAACUUGGGAUUGGUUUUUCUGGUAAUUGGGGAUUUCAGGCUCCACAACCCCAUGUACUAUUUUCUAAGUGCUUUAUCAAUAUUAGAUGCCUGUUAUUCAACAGUUGUCACACCAAAGAUGUUGGUCAAUUUCCUUUCAAAUGAUAAAUCCAUCUCAUAUCCUGGAUGUGUAACACAGAUGUUCCUUUUUGUUGUUUUUGGGAACACAGAAUGCUUUCUCUUGGCAGCAAUGGCUUACGACCGUUAUGUAGCCAUCUACGACCCACUUCUAUAUGCAGUGAGCAUGUCGCCCAGAGUUUACCUACCACUCAUCAUUGUUUCUUAUGUUGGAGGUAUUAUAAAUAGUUCUGUCCACACAACAACCACUUUCAGUCUGUCCUUUUGUGGAUCCAAUGAAAUUAGGCAUGUCUUCUGUGAUGUUCCUCCUCUCCUGGCUAUUUCUUGUUCUGACACCCACAUCAAUCAACUUCUUCUCUUCUACUAUGUGGGCAUUGUUGAGAUCAUCACUAUCCUGAUCGUCCUUGUUUCCUAUGGUUUCAUUCUCUUUGCCAUUCUCAAGAUACAAUCUACUAAAGGGAGAAGGAAAGUGUUCUCUACAUGUGGAGCUCACCUCACUGGUGUGUCCAUCUAUCAUGGAACUGUCAUAUUCAUGUAUGUAAGACCUAGUUCCAACUAUGUCUUAGAGCAUGACAUGAUUGUGUCCACAUUUUAUACCAUUGUUAUUCCCAUGCUCAAUCCCAUCGUCUACAGUCUGAGGAACAAAGAUGUGAAAGAAGCAAUGAAAAAGCUCUUUGAGAGAAAUUGGUUUAUGAAAAAAAUUCAUUUUUAA